Labrus mixtus (cuckoo wrasse) is the source of this 2851-nucleotide messenger RNA. RefSeq names its product serine/arginine repetitive matrix protein 2. Gene Ontology annotation, molecular function: calcium ion binding. The transcript is spliced from 15 exons. The record is from RefSeq and is a predicted model, not a curated record. Bases 86 to 2773 code for a protein of 895 amino acids. NCBI's taxonomy places the organism in Eukaryota, Metazoa, Chordata, Actinopteri, Labriformes, Labridae.
UGUCUUGCUUGUUGCUUGAGGACUUGGGAUCGUUCACAUUUGGACCGAGAGAACAAGUCAAAUGUAAGAGUAAAGCUCGUUGGACAUGUCUGCGGUUGAGAGACGAGGCGCUCCAGAUCUUCACUGGGAAAACAGGCCCUUCACAAAUCAGGAUUUUAAGCGCCAUCGGAGUCUCGUGUCUCGGUCCAGGCUUCCCCUCAGCAGGAGCACCUGGCUGCCGGGCGGCCCCCGCUCCACGCACCACGCGCAGAGGGGACCCGUUUAUGUGUCUUUUGUCAGCAAGGCCGUCUUAUGGGAUAGAGGAUUCUGCCAACAAGUUGCUCACGAUCAUCCAGAUCAUCGUCCUUUGUUUUGUCCUCGCUUCUUGUCGCACAUGAAGGCUCGUCCUGAGGAUCUCAGACCUCCUCGUUUCCUGAGCUCCAAGUCCAGACAGCAGCCUUCAUCUCAGGCGAGGAAGUCGAUAGCACACACUCUCACUGCCCUGAAGACACAAACACUAGAGGGUAACUUCCAACUUCCAGACAGGAGAAGAAAUGCUGUGCCGAAUCCGGUCGGAGGAAGGCGCUCGGCUGUCGUCGUCCCCUGUCUUCCACUUGUUGCUUCUCCACCAUUAGUCAAACUUAGUCCGUCACCUCCCCACCAAAACACCCCUCACCUCGACUCAAACAAGCCCGACACUGUGCAAACAUCGCCGCCAUCUCCUCAUUCUGCUCCAGAGGAAAACAAUGACGUUCAGGAGAGGGAGAAAUCGCCACCACGACCUGAUUCGGUGUCCAUCACCGAGCCGGACUUGAACGAGGGGCUCGGACCUCCUGGUACGGAUCGAUCGCUGUCUCCGACCUCUGUGGUCUCCGACGGGUCCCUCUCAGACUUUAGUCGUCCUCAUUCCAGCCUGUUCAGCCGCAGCACCGACCUCGCCAGCGGCAGGAGCAGCGUCCUGUCUGGAGACAUCACAGACCUAGAAGCCAGCGUUUGUUUAUCACCACUCCACCCUCGUUCAGCCACGUCGUCACCUUCACCUCCUAACUCUCCAGCGGGAUCCAACCCUCGCCAAUCAGCCGUGAACACUACAACUACCUCUAAACUCUACGGACCAGAAACUGACUCCUGUAAACCCGUCUCAUCUCGCUCAGCUUCAGUAGUCAGCUCCCAAACUUCCAAACCUCCGAGCAGGCGUGAAAGCUUGACAGAGAAUCACCGCCAGGCUGCGUCAACAGAUCCUGUCCUCAACCCACAUUUGGACUCCGAUCCUGGCCUUGUUACUUUGGCUUUCCCCUCCGCUACUUGGUCCUCCUGCCCAAGCCCACUCGGGUCGACUCCACCGAGAUCAGGCUCAGGACCAAAGCUGACCCCAACUGCCUCCGUGACCCGUCUGGAGUCUCACCGCUGGCCGGUCCUGCCUCCCAUCUCCCCUGUCAGAGGACGCUGCGGCUCGGCGGCCUCGCGAUACUCCGAGCUCAGCUGCACUCAGUCCCGCGCGUUCGAUGAACUGGACGCUGUCGCCCCUCGGUCUGCAUCCGGUCGUUCUCUGGACGAGGCGUUUGACUCAUCCUGUCGUUCUUCACCUGAUAGAGAGCUGUCUCCUGGCCUGGCUGCGCUGACUGUGGGCUGUGACUCAGGGAAUCUGGGCUCAAUUUCCCGCGUCCAGCUGCUUCUUCUCGACAGAAACGAACCCGAGACCCUGCCGAGUCCCUCUGGUUAUGAAGACGAGCUGUCGCUGGAAGAGGACUGGUCCGAUAUGAGGAUGCUAGACGAUCCAGAAUUGACUUCAGCAGGUGUCUCGAGGCCCCUCACAGCUGGCAGCGGCUCUGAAAGGUGUGACUCUGCAGGGACAGCCAAUGAAAACAAAUCGGAUCAGUCUGAAGGAUGUUCAGGCUCCCCGUCGUCAUGGAUCAUAGACCCGAGUCCAUCGCACGACAUGUUCACGUCUGCAGAUUCUCCCUCUUUCAGUGCAGAUGACGGCGGCCCCACUGAGGAGGACUCUGAUCAUUCGGGAUGGAGGGACCAAGUUGAGACGCCAACAGGAGAAAGGAGGCCUCACCUCAGCCCUGAAGAGAAGGAGAGAAGGAUGGAGGAGAAGAAAACAAAGGCCCUGAGCAUGCUCUCAAAACUGCAGGAUGACGCUCCUCGUCAGGCGAAAAGCAGCAAAGGUCGCUCCAACUUUGAGGACUUCGACUUCUUGGCAAAGUUCUGCAUUUUCAGUCAGGAGAAGCUGGCUGAGUACAAAAGAGCUUUUGAAGCAGAGGACGGCGACGGCGACGGCUACAUCUCCUGCCUUCAGGUUCUCCUCGCUCUCAAAAACAUCCUGCCUGCAGAGCUGCUGUCUGAAGAAGAGGAGAUCUUCGUCUACAGGAUCCUGGAGAUGGUGGACUUCAGAGUGACAGAUGGACUCGUGGACCUGAGGCUCUUCGCUGUGAUCACCAGCCUGGCUCAGAAAAUCGCCUCCAUGGACGAGUUUAUGCGAUCACUCAUCAGCGACAUGGACUUCCGCUCGCUCGAAGUGCGUCUCUUCAAAGCAAAGCAACUGUUCCUGUUCCUCCUGGAGGAGCAGCGAGGAGACAGCGCGGCCCAGCGGGGCUUCAUCAGCGCCGAGCAGCUUCUGCUGGAGCUGAAGGCCGGGGGGAUCCGACUGGAGCACGAGGCCGCCGUCAGGCUGGAGCUGCAGCACAUCCCCCCGCUGGACCUGCUCGACUUCCUGGCCUACCUGCCCCUCUUCAUGCUCAUUCACAAGUCGGUCAUCGCCAACCCUCUCGAUAGCUCCGGCGACCUCUGAACUCAAGUCGCUGUGAUGUCUGCCGGCCGACAGCUCAGGUAUCCGCAUUACUGCCAAUCAGAUCAUCAGAGCGCUUUG